AUGUCUUUACAAAGCGAAAACGAGGCUCAAACUUCUUUAAUGGAAGAAAUGAAAGAAAUGGAAGAAAUGGAAGAAUUGAAAGAAUUGAAAGAAAUGGAAGAAUUGAAAGAAAUGGAAGAAUUGAAAGAAAUGGAAGAAUUGAAAGAAAUGGAAGAAAUUAAAGAAAUAGAAGAAAUUAAAGAAAUUAAAGAAAUGGAGGAAAUGAAGGAAAUGGAAGAAAUGGAAGAUAUCGAGGAUACCGAAAAAAACGCUAAGGAAGAACUGGAAGCUGAUUUUUGGAGGAAUCCUUCCCGUACUAUUUUGCAAGCAAGUCAAGAUUUUAUACCGGAUACAUCGGAACUUUUGCGUUUUUUUUAUACAAAACUUUUUCCAUAUAAAAUUUAUGCGGAAUGGUUAAAUUAUAGUAAAGCAGUAAUUCGACAUUUAUCAUUCAAUAAUUCAGAUGAAUUAAAAGCAGAAAUUAUUAAGCAAUGUCCAUUAAAAAUUGAUGUGGGAGCAGUUUAUUCAGCGAAACCAAAAGAUAAAAGAUCUUUACGACCAUCCGCAUUUAAACCUGUUGAAAAAGAAUUAGUUUUUGAUAUUGAUAUGACAGAUUAUGAUGAUAUUCGUACAUGCUGCAAAGGUGGAGAUAUUUGUCUUAAAUGUUGGCAAUUUAUGACUGUCGCUAUAAAGAUACUUGAUGAUUUUGGAUUUAAACAUUUACUUUGGAUAUAUUCUGGUCGACGUGGAGUUCAUUGUUGGAUUUGUGAUGAACGUGCUCGUAAAUUGAAUAAUGAUGAAAGGAAAGCAAUUGUAGCGUAUCUGGAAGUUAUAAAGGGUGGUUCCCAACAACAUAAAAAAGUUUAUUUAUAUAAGAAUAUGCAUUCAUCAUUAAAACGAUCUUUGGAAAUUAUUGAGAAUUAUUUUGAACAGAUAAUUUUGGAAGAUCAAGAUGUGCUUAAUGAUGAACAAAAUUGGACAAAAGUUUUAAAUUGUAUUCCAGAUGAAGGUUUAAGGAAAGAAUUAAAUAGGAAAUGGUUACGGUUACCAUCAAAACCUUCUAUUGAUAAAUGGCAUGAUUUGGAAUAUGAAAUUUCAAUUUCACUUAAAAAUAAGAAGAAUCAAUGGAGAUUAGAUCAAUGUAUAUCGGAAAUCAAGUUUCAAUACCUUUACCCAAGAUUAGAUGAUAAAGUGACAACACAAAUAAAUCACUUGUUAAAAAGUCCAUUCUGCGUUCAUCCGAAAACUGAAAGAGUCUGUGUACCAAUAUCACCAGACAAUUGUGAAAAUUUCGACCCAUUAAAAGUACCCACACUUACUACUUUAUACCGUCAAUUGAAUGAAACCAAUAAUACCACCAAUGAUAAAAGUGGAAUGAAAAGAAUUCAUCAUG
Molecule: messenger RNA, 1372 nt
Organism: Diversispora eburnea
Lineage: Eukaryota; Fungi; Glomeromycota; Glomeromycetes; Diversisporales; Diversisporaceae
Source: the annotation of a GenBank genome assembly